This is a messenger RNA of Naegleria fowleri, 270 nucleotides long. RefSeq lists its product as uncharacterized. NCBI's taxonomy places the organism in Eukaryota, Heterolobosea, Eutetramitea, Acrasida, Naegleriidae. The record is from RefSeq and is a predicted model, not a curated record. The transcript has a single exon. Bases 1 to 270 code for a protein of 89 amino acids.
AUGUGUGCCAAAUUACCCAUCAAUCAAUUGUUAAAAAAUCACUUAAAUGAUGAGCCGUUGAAUUUUAAGGUGAUGAUGGUUGGAAGUAAUAGAGUUGGAAAAACAUGUUUAGGUGCACUUUUAACGUUUGGUCAAUAUCGUUCUCCAGAAUAUUGUCCAGCUCUUUGUGAUUUAAGGCCCAUUGAAUAUUCUGGAAAUGGAUUCACAACUGCUACUACUGGUCAAUCUAGCCAAUUCGCAAUAUGGGAUACAUCAGGAGGGGAUGAGUAA